AUGAAAUAUUAUCGUGAAACUAUUAUGUUAUAUAAAUAUAUAAUUACUUCUUAUUGGCUGAUGGAGAGAGAGCCAACCUUGUCCACCAGUCUUACAUUUCUAACUGGUGGAAGCAGUGGUGCUGGUAGUACCCAUUUAUUUAUAGACGAUAAUUUCAGUCUGGGCGGCAGUGUUAGCAACUCAACAAACGUUAUUACAACCUGUCAGCAACAAGACUGGAACAUGCAGAAGCAUUUGAAUAGCGGCAGUAUAGGAAGCAGUAGUAGUAGUCACAAGAAUUGUAGCAGCAGUAGUAGUAUAGCAGACGAUAAUAGCAGCUCUGACGGAUCCGACAAAUUCCAACCCCCCGCUAACAGCAAACUACUACCAUCAAACAUUCAUAAUUUGGACUGGAGUCGAGUUGUCCAUGUCGAAAGUUGUCAAUAUAAAAAUCAAAAGAAUACAUUCAGUUUAUUUUACGUUACAUUUUCAAAGUUAGUCGAUGACAAGGAACAUUACUUUAAAGUAAUGUUGAAAACAUCAAACAAUAUCACACAAGAGGUCUAUUCCUCCAUUCUUGCUACCAUAUGCCGUAUCCCAAUUCCAACCAUGCGUUUAGUUGAAUAUUCUACACCCGAAUUCGCUUCAAUGUCUAAAAAUCUACAAAGAUUUUCAUCCGAUUUAUUAUUUAAAAAAGAAUUGAAAAAGAAAUUUUUCUUGGUUAUGGAGUGUGUAGAAGGAAAACCACUUGGUGAAUUAAAUAUAAAAGAGUUUUUUAAUGAAAAGAAAUAUCCAACGAUACACCAUCCAAAGAUGGUUGGAAUUUUACCAUUCUGGAUACCAGAAUCAACUUCAUUGUCAACAGUUCUUUCACAGUCGGUUACCACAAGCACAUCAAUCGUCUGA
Molecule: messenger RNA, 885 nt
Organism: Heterostelium album PN500
Lineage: Eukaryota; Evosea; Eumycetozoa; Acytosteliales; Acytosteliaceae
Product: protein kinase
Exons: 4
Coding region: 1-885 (294 amino acids)
Source: RefSeq, a predicted model, not a curated record